AAGCCAAAUAAAAAAAUUUUCUCUCGUCAGAUACAGAAAAUUCCCUCGACAAAUUUCCAUGAUCCAAAUUCAUACAUUUCGUUGGCAUUUUAUUGAACUUUUAAACCUUUAAUCCCAAAAAUAUCUCAAAACGGACUUUUGUAAUGCAUUCGCUACUGCCAUUGCUGUACCGGAGGCAGAGUUCCCGCUUGAAGGCCCUUCAGUGGUCGAUCCAUUCGAGUCAGACCUUCUUCAAGAUGAGCUUCAAGGCGCCCUCGAUGAAGGCCUCCAAGGUUUCCGCCAUCAAGGAGCUACCCAAGAAGCAAACGCCAACGCAAACGCAACCCUCGCAAUCGCAGUCUUCGGCAACGCAGCAAUCCCAACCAACUCAACCAUCGAAAAUCCAGAACAAUCCCCUGGGCCUGGACACUAUAAACUCUGGACAAUCCAAGAUUGUUACACCUAAGCCCACAGUUCAACCAAAUAUCCCAGAUCAGCGUGCCAAGUGGUUGGCCAAGGUAUCACCGGAAAUGCAGAGGAAAGCCAAACUGGCAGAGGGCAAAGGGUCUCCGCCUUCCGGUCCCCCUAAAAACCAGUUCACUCAAGGAAAUAAUCCCAGUUUCGGGAUGGCCAGUCAAAAUCCUGCUCCGAAUUUUGGUGCCCCACCCAGAACUCAACCGGCUUGGCAGCCAAAGCCUGAAAAACAGGAUGAUCAAAAUUCCGGAGCCUUCAAGGGCGCCUCCUCCGAGUCGCAACGAAAAAACUGGAUGAAUCGCAUGCAGGGAUCGCAGCAGAAGAAACAGAACCAGUGGCUCAAGGAGAUGCAGGCCAAGCAGCAGGCGGGCAAGGAUAUGCAGGCUCAGAAAAUUCAGAAAAUGGGUAUACCAAAAGCCACGGCUACGUCUACGCCUCUCCAAGAAGCGGCUCAACCAACUCCAGCAGCACCCGAGAUACCGGAAGAAAAAAGUCCCGAAAGACUGGCUUACUUAGAUGCCAUUAAGCAGCUGAAUAGCUAUCAGGUUCUGGAACCCACGUCGGGAAGAGCCACCACGAAGAGCAGUCGGGACACGCCGGAUCCGGUAAUAGAACAAACCAUGAAGUGCCUGGAAAAGACGGGUUUCACAAAAACUCAACUGGAAGCCAUACCCGUGAUACAGGUGGCUGGGUCCAAGGGACGGGGUUCAACCUGUGCCAUUGUGGAGAAUAUUCUACGGUGUCAUGGGGUGAAGACCGGGACUCUCUGCUCACCGCACCUGUUCUUGACCAGUGAGAGGAUACGGAUAGAUGGCGAACCACUGGACGAUGUUCAGUUCACGGAACUCUUUUGGAAAAUUAACACCGAGUUGACCAAAAUGAAGCCCCCGCCAUCCUAUAACAAACUGAUGACCGUAAUGGCCUUUCAUGCCUUCCAUCAAGCGGGUGUGGAGGUGGCGAUUUUGGAGGUGGGUAAUGGAGGUGCCAGUGACUCCACCAAUAUAGCCUCGCAUGCCCAGACAAUUGGGAUUACAACCUUGGGAUGGGAGCAGAGUUCGAAUUUGGGUAAUUCGCUGAGAGAUAUUGCCUGGGCCAAGGCGGCCAUCAUGAAGCCCGAGGCCAAUAUCUAUACGAAUGUCACCCAAACGGAAUGCUGCGAGGUUCUGGCCCAAAAGGCCAAACAAAUUGGUGUGCAACUGCGUCGAGUGCCCACCUUCAACGACUACAUAGAGGGUAAUAUGAACAACAAGCUGCUAAUGAACAAGGCCAACUACACUAUGCGACUGAACGGCUCUCUGGGCAUACAGCUGGCCUACGAUUUCCUGAGGCGCCACAGGCCCGAGUAUGUGGUGGGCGUGGAGGAAAAUUCCACUUUGUUGACCCCGGGGGCAACUCGUGGAAUUGAGACCUUCGAACAGGCGGGGCAAUUUGACUUUAUCCGACACGAUAUGUUCAAUGUCUACCUGGAUAGUGCCGAUACUUUCGAGUCGAUGAUGGCCUGUCGGGACUGGUUCUACACCAAGACCCGCUCGAAUCGCCAGCCAAAGAUCCUGCUCUUCAACAAAGUCAACGAGUUCAACGCCAAGGAUCUGCUGACCAUCAUUCGCAGCAAUCUGCGCUUCGAAGAGGCUUGCUUUGUCCCCAAUCCCAACUAUUUCGAGGGCGAGAUCCUGGCCGAGGACGAUGGAAAGGCGAUGGUGUGGCACGGCAUGGAGGAGCUGCAAAGGGCCAAAAGGAAUGCCGGAAACUGGAGGGCCCUCUGCGAGGAGAAUGGCAAAAGGGACAACUCGCAGCUCUCCAUAUCCAUCAACGCCUUCUUCGAGUACCUGACCAACAAAUACGGGAAACAAAAGUACGGAAUGAAGAACGAACUGGAUGUCCUGGUCACUGGCUCCCGGCAAUUGGUUGCCGCCACCAUAUCGUGUCUCAGGAAAAUGAAGUCUUCGAACCCCUGGCAAUGAAAAUAUCAGCUUAGCGAAUUUUCCAACUCGUUUUUUCACCUUAAAUUUCGUCGUGAAAGUUUCCGUUUCUUUGUUUCUUUUUAUAAAUAGAAUUUUGACGU
This is a messenger RNA of Drosophila eugracilis, 2515 nucleotides long. RefSeq names its product folylpolyglutamate synthase, mitochondrial (gene Fpgs2). Gene Ontology annotation, molecular function: tetrahydrofolylpolyglutamate synthase activity; ATP binding. Gene Ontology annotation, cellular component: cytoplasm; cytosol; mitochondrion. NCBI's taxonomy places the organism in Eukaryota, Metazoa, Arthropoda, Insecta, Diptera, Drosophilidae. The record is from RefSeq and is a predicted model, not a curated record. Gene Ontology annotation, biological process: tetrahydrofolylpolyglutamate biosynthetic process.